CUGCUUGGCAUUCUACCGAGUUUACUUGUUUAGUUGCGAUCUGGACGACGUAUAAGAAGCGGCUCGGAUAAAAUAUUACGUCUUAAAAAUUGAUUUAAGAUCAUUCUAGAAGAUAAAUAUUCUAAAUAUUAUUCCUAAAAGUGUAAAUAGAUAUAUUUAAUCGUAAACGUUAUAUAAUCUUUAAAUAUGGCAUUACAAAACGGAAAUACGAAAAAAAAAUUGGAUAUCGUGGUUGUCGGUGGAGGAUUGGUGGGAUCUCUUGAAGCAAUUUUUUUGGCAAAACGUGGACAUCGAGUGUCACUCUACGAGUAUCGCGAAGAUUUAAGAACAACCCCACAUGUACGAGGGCGUUCCAUUAACUUGGCCCUGUCGGUGCGUGGGCGCAAAGCGUUGAAAGGCGUUGGAGUUGAAGACCACAUGGUUAACGAACAUGGAAUACCUAUGAGAGCUAGAAUGAUUCACAGACCCGAUGGCACCACAUACUCUAUUCCGUAUGAUGCUAGAACAAAUCAGUGUAUUUAUUCCGUGGGAAGAAAUUAUUUAAAUAACAUUCUUUUAAAAGAAUCUGAAAACUACGACAAUGUAAAAAAAUAUUUUAACCAUAAAUUGAUAAAGUCAAACUUACGAAAUGGUUCGUUGACAUUUCUUAAAACCGAAACAAAUGAGACAGUGGACGUAACUGCAGACUUGAUCAUUGGAGCUGAUGGUGCAUUUUCAGCAGUGCGGAAAGAAAUGAUGAAGCAGCCACUCUUUGACUUCAGCCAGCAGUACAUAGAACAUGGUUACUUGGAGUUGUGCAUACCGGCUUCAGAAGAUGGCGUAUUUCAGAUGCCACCAAAUUAUUUACAUAUUUGGCCAAGAGGUAAUUUUAUGAUGAUCGCUUUACCAAAUCAAGAUUGUUCUUGGACAGUUACAUUAUUCAUGCCGUUUAAGAAUUUCAAGGACAUUGACACUGAUGAGAAGCUUAUGAUAUUCUUCCAAAAAUAUUUCUCCGACUCCAUACCUUUGAUCGGUGAGAAGAAACUAAUCGAGGACUUCUUUGGAGGAUCUCCGUCUCCACUUGUAGCUGUUAAGUGCCGUCCAUACAAUGUUUUGGACAAGGCUCUUAUAAUCGGCGAUGCGGCACACGCAGUAGUACCUUUCUAUGGUCAGGGAAUGAACGCUGGCUUUGAAGACUGCUAUAUUCUGGACGAACUGUUCCGAAAACAUCAUGAUAAUGUUGCUGACAUUCUCCAAGAUUUCUCAGAUUCAAGAUGGAAAGAUGCUUUCGCGAUUAGUGAUCUGGCUAUGUACAAUUAUAUAGAGAUGCGUGAUUUGGUGACUCGUCCCUCUUAUCGACUCCGGAAGGCCGUGGAUGAUUUUCUCUUUUGGUUGUUGCCCGAUUUUUGGGUACCGCUUUACAAUUCUGUCACAUUUACAACUAUGCCAUAUAGUCAGUGCGUGAAAAAUCGUCAGUGGCAAAAUCAGGUAACGAGGCUUUUUUUAUGAUUUAUGCUUAUUUUAUUACCUCAUAUAAACAUUU
Vanessa tameamea is the source of this 1522-nucleotide messenger RNA. RefSeq names its product kynurenine 3-monooxygenase (gene cn). Lineage: Eukaryota; Metazoa; Arthropoda; Insecta; Lepidoptera; Nymphalidae. Bases 187 to 1488 code for a protein of 433 amino acids. The transcript has 9 exons. The record is from RefSeq and is a predicted model, not a curated record. Gene Ontology annotation, cellular component: mitochondrial outer membrane. Gene Ontology annotation, biological process: quinolinate biosynthetic process; L-tryptophan catabolic process. Gene Ontology annotation, molecular function: kynurenine 3-monooxygenase activity; FAD binding.